AAGUGUCCGCAUCCCAGUCUCGCGGCUACAUCGCCCGCGGAUAGUCGCGGACGCGCGUCACCGUAUACAGUUAUUGUCGGUGUUUAGUUGUGCCAUAAAUUAUUUAAAAAUCCGUCGAUAUUCUUAAAAACCAACACGAUGGAUCCCGAAGCAUUUUUGGACCUGGCCAACCAGGUCAUUAAGUUGAAAAUGUACCCGUAUUUCGACAUAGCACAUUCUCUAUUAUGCGCUCUUGCAGUCAGGGAAGAUUUGGGAGCCGGCGCUCAAGCUUUCUCCCGCAAGCACCCUCUGUCGUGCUGGCUGUCCACGAUGCUGGUGAUCUUCGCGGGCGGCAUGGUGGUCAACGGCCUGCUGGGAGAGCCGAUACUGGCGCCGCUCAAGAACACGCCGCAACUCGUCAUCGGAACUGUUACCUGGUACAUAGUAUUCUACACACCAUUCGACGUGGGGUAUAAGGUAGCGAAGUUUCUACCAGUCAAAGUUGUCGCAUCUGCCAUGAAAGAGAUCUAUCGCGCCAAGAAAGUGUACGACGGAGUCAGCCACGCCGCCAAGCUCUAUCCUAACGCUUACGUUAUUAUGAUCAUUGUUGGUACCCUAAAGGGUAACGGUGCCGGAUUCACCAAGUUGGUCGAGCGGCUGAUCCGCGGCGCUUGGACUCCCACCGCCAUGGAGACCAUGCAGCCGAGCUUCUACACCAAGGCGUCCCUGGUCGCGUCCGUUAUAUUCGUGUUGGACAAGAAGACCGACCUCAUCUCCGCGCCGCACGCUCUCGUCUACUUCGGCAUUGUCAUCUUCUUCGUGUACUUUAAGCUUUCUUCCAUUUUGCUGGGUAUCCAUGACCCCUUCGUGCCGUUCGAGAAUCUGUUCUGCGCAUUGUUCCUCGGAGGCAUUUGGGACUCGCUGGCCAAGCUCCUCGGCAAAGGACAGCCCAAGGAAGAGACGAAGGAUGCCAAGAAAACUAAUUAAUGUUCAUCACGUUUUGCGACAUCUACGCCACGCGAUCAACUGACACCGACAAUAUAAAUGGCGACAGCACCUGCAAGGGGUAUAUAAAAAAUAAAAAAAAAACACGAAAAAAAUAGUAAAACCCUGAAAUCCUUAAAAAAAUGGCACAACGACCAAAGUUAUCAUUUUCAUUAGUAUUAAGAUUGCCUAGUUGUAAUGUUAAUUAAGACGCAUGUUAUAUGUUUGAGUAGUUCCUAAAAUCCUGAUUUGCCAAAUAUUUGUGAUACAUUAUAAUUAAUGUGACAUUUCUAUGCCAAAACCCUUGGUUUGUACUUAAGAAUGAGUAUUAAUUUCUUUUAUAGUAAUGAUAUGCUUAUCAGCUGUGUUAUGUGUGAAAAAAAAGAAAACCAUCGAGCAUUGUAAUUACAUUUUAUUUUAGUUUUAAGAUUUUAUCGAAACGACUAUCGACUAUUUCCGACUUCCUUUUAAACAACGGGUUAGAUAAAUCUCUAUUGAACAUUUUUCUAACUUUCUGCAAUAUUAUAGCAAUAAUUAGAAUUAAGACAUGAUAGAUUUCUUGUUAGCCAAAUAUUUAAAUGACAUGUUCAUAUAGAUUUUAUGAUAUACCUUAUUUCAACGUUAGCAUAUAUUUACACAACUUUGACAAUGUUAAUGAAUACUAUUAUAUUAUAUAUAAAAUUUAUUGAAACGUCUGUCUGAUUCGCAUGGGUGCUAGCGAUGAGGAACACACGUUUCGUGAAAUUUGGAUUUUAAUUGUUCAACAUCACAUAAUAAUGUUAUAAUAAUUUAUUACUUGUCUUGCAUAAUAUUUCCGCUUGAAACCACUGACCGAGUCGCACGGGUGCAAGCGACGAGGCUCACUGCGUUUCAUAAUUUUAUUAAUUCAAUUGAUUGGGUAUGACAAAGGAAGGAAUUAAAUUGUUUUUAUUUA
Molecule: messenger RNA, 1897 nt
Organism: Manduca sexta (tobacco hornworm)
Lineage: Eukaryota; Metazoa; Arthropoda; Insecta; Lepidoptera; Sphingidae
Product: trimeric intracellular cation channel type 1B.1
Exons: 7
Coding region: 139-966 (275 amino acids)
Biological process (GO): potassium ion transmembrane transport
Cellular component (GO): membrane
Molecular function (GO): potassium channel activity; identical protein binding
Source: RefSeq, a predicted model, not a curated record